UAAGGCCGAGAUGGAAUUACGACUGGGAUUUAGGAUCACCUUGGUCUUGGUCAUCCUGGUCUUGACUCUUUCCAGUGAGAGAGUGGACGCUCAGAGGGCAGGGUGUAAAAAUGUCCAUUAUGACUUGGCAUUUAUCCUGGAUACCUCAUCCAGUGUGGGCAAGGAGAACUUUGAGAAGAUUAGACAAUGGGUGGCCAACCUGGUGGAGUCCUUCGACGUGGCACCUGACAAGACAAGAGUAGCCGUGGUUCGUUACAGCGACAGACCCACCACCGAGUUCAAUCUGGGCCGACACAGGACCCUGGAAGAUGUGAAGCGAGCUGCCCGUAACAUACGCUACCUGGGGGGGAAUACAAUGACCGGGGAUGCUAUCAGCUACACCACCAACAACAUCUUUACAGAGCGGAGCGGAGCAAGACCGAACGCCAAAGGCAUUCAGAGGGUGGCCAUCCUUCUCACAGAUGGCCGAAGCCAGGAUUAUGUUCUGGAGCCCUCUAAGGCAGCUGCCAAAGCUGGCAUCAGGAUGUUUGCCGUGGGCAUCGGGGAAGCUCUGAAGGAGGAGCUGGAGGAGAUCGCAGCUGAGCCAAAGAAUGCACACGUUUUCCAUGUGACGGACUUUAAUGCCAUUGACAAGAUCAGGGGCAGGCUCAGGAGGAGGCUGUGUGAGAAUGUCCUGUGUCCAAACAUGAAGAUCCAACCUGAUCGCUUUAAGCCCAACAGCACCAGUUAUGGUCUUGAAGAGGUUCCAGGGUUCGACCUGAUGGAGUACUUCAAUGUGAAAGAUAUUCUGGGAACCAGAGUUGAUGAAGGCCAAAGUUCCUACGUUCGUCUUGGCACCAUGCCUAUUGUGCAGCAGACAGAAGAUGUGUUUCCUCAGGGGUUGCCAGAUGAAUAUGCCUUUGUGACGACGUUCAAAUUCAGGAAAACCUCGAGACGUGAAGAUUGGUACCUCUGGCAGGUUUUCGACAAAUAUGGGAUCCCACAGGUGUCCAUCCGUCUGGAUGGUGAGAACAAAGCGGUGGAGUACAACGCUGUCGGCCUGACAAAGGAUGCCGUCAGAGCUGUGUUCAAGAACCCUGAAGUCGAAAACCUGUUUGACCGCAACUGGCACAAGAUUGCCCUCAGCGUGGAGGCCAAGGCUGUGGCUCUGUACCUGGACUGCAAACACAUCGCGACCCUGCCCAUUGAAGACAGAGAGGACAUCGACAUCCAGGGGAAGACGGUGAUCGGCAAGAGGCUGUAUGACAGCGUGCCGAUUGACUUCGACCUCCAGAGGAUGAUGAUUUACUGUGAUUCCAAGCAUGCAGAGCUGGAAACCUGCUGUGAUCUGCCCAAUGGGCCGUGCCCCAAGAAAGUUGUGACCGAGGCUCCCCCUGUGGCGAUCCCAACUCCAACACCCACCGUUGUGGAGCAACAAAGAGGCCCUCAAGUGAACUGCUCCUGCCCUGCAGGAGACAAGGGAGACACCGGUGCACAGGGUGUUGCAGGUCCUAAGGGUGAAAAGGGUGACACUGGCCCUAAGGGUGCCAUCGGACCAUCUGGCGUCAAAGGAGAAAAAGGAGAAACUGGCAAAGUAAUCUCUGUCAAAGGUGACAGAGGUGUGAAGGGUGAUACAGGCAGCAUAGGGUUGUCAGGUGCUCCUGGGCAAAAAGGAGAGAAGGGACUUGGUGGCGUGCCAGGUAUUGACGGUUUAUCCGGCGACAAAGGGGACAAAGGUGCAGAAGGACGGGCUGGUGAACCGGGGCUUCCAGGGCUCGCUGGAUCAAAGGGAAUUCAGGGAGACGCAGGGAUUCCUGGCUCACCUGGACCAAAAGGUGUCACCGGCGAUGCGGGUAUAAAAGGUGAAAGAGGAUCCCCAGGAGCCAGGGGUGAGGCAGGAGUGGAUGGGUUUCCUGGAAAACCUGGCGUUCCCGGGAAAGACGGUUUGAGAGGACUGGCUGGAGCACCUGGGCCCAAUGGAGUUAGAGGUGACAAGGGGGAGAGAGGCCUUCCCGGAUUACCUGGGGAUGUGGUACAAAAAGAAGGCUUACGAGGUGAAAAGGGAGAUGCUGGACCUCCUGGGCCUCCAGGGGCUGAAGGCCCCCAAGGGCCUGCUGGUCCUCCCGGUCUACAGGGGCUGCCUGGUGAACCUGGAGAGUUUGGCCAGAGGGGAAAGAAAGGUGAAGCUGGACUUCCUGGAGUGGACGGCCUGCCUGGACCUCCCGGUCCUCAGGGGCCUGCUGGACCACCUGGAAACCAAGGGCACACCGGACCUCCUGGUCUUCCUGGUGAAAUUGGAUUUUCGGGCAAACCUGGAGAGUCUGGAAAGCCUGGUCUUCCCGGUAAAGACGGUCUGGAUGGUCUUCCUGGAAAUGAUGGUGCCAUGGGGCCCAGGGGAGAGCGUGGAACAGAUGGUUUUCCUGGCAAGCCUGGACCUAAGGGUGACGACGGGCCUCCUGGACCCAGAGGACCUCCAGGAGAGAGAGGAGAAGGUGGUGCCCGUGGACAACCCGGUGCUGAUGGAGCCAGAGGAGACAGAGGUGUUCCGGGAGAAAGAGGACAGGAGGGUCCACUGGGGCCAAAAGGUGAAAAGGGUGACAAGGGUGAAGCGGGAGCUCGGGGACCGCCUGGCGCUCCAGGAAAUGUGGCAAAUGUCAUCCCUGAGCCAGGAGAACCUGGAAUUCCUGGAGAGAAGGGAGAGCAGGGGGAUCAAGGGAAACCAGGAGAGAUGGGUCCAAGAGGUCUACCUGGUGAACAAGGUUUUAAAGGACAACCUGGACUACCGGGUCCAAAGGGGGAAACUGGUCCUACAGGAGAGACCGGACGCGUUGGAGACCCUGGUCCACCUGGCCUCGCUGGCCCUCAGGGUCCCCGUGGACUACCGGGAAAUGUGGGCAUACCAGGGAUCAUCGGGCCUCCCGGUCCAGCUGGACAGAGAGGAGACAAGGGUGAAACAGGCAAACCUGGACAAGCAGGUCCCCAAGGCCCACCUGGAGAGCCCGGUGUGAUUGGACCCCCUGGACCAACAGGGAAGGGCAAAGACGGGCAAAAUGGAGAACCAGGACCACAGGGAAUUCAGGGACCCCCAGGGCCAAAGGGCCAAUCGGGACCACGAGGAGAACAAGGUUUACCAGGGGACAGGGGUUCUGCAGGAGAAGGCAAAGUGGGACCACCGGGGCUCCCAGGAAAGAGUGGUGAACCUGGAUCUGCGGGUAUGAGGGGUCCACCAGGAGUCGCUGGUCCUCAAGGCCCAGCAGGGCACAAUGGUUUACCAGGAAGACCAGGAGAGAAGGGAUCACCUGGAGAGCCUGGAAAGGCAGCAGACCUUUCUGACCUAAACCUGAAGGAUGUUUGCUCAGACUGCCCUGCAGGUCCACCCGGACCUCCCGGACUACCGGGAAUCCCGGGAGAUAAAGGACACCAGGGACCUCCUGGGAAAAACGGCCAAGAUGGAUACCAAGGUGCGACGGGACCCGCCGGACCUCAAGGGCCCCCCGGAGCCGACGGAGGAAAGGGUAUAAAAGGUGAUCGAGGACCUCCCGGAGGCCCAGGAGACAAAGGAGACAAGGGUCACCCGGGUCCCCCUGGCCAUCCGGGUCCUGCUGGAUUGAUGGGUACACCUGGUAGCGAUGGACAGCCUGGACCCGUGGGUCCCCCGGGGCCCCCUGGAGAAAAGGGCAAAGAGGGUCUCAAAGGAAUCCAGGGACCACCAGGUCUUCCUGGCUUGAUAGGUCAGCCUGGAAAAAUGGGAAAAGAUGGCCGGCCCGGGGAAAUCGGAGAACCUGGCAAGCAAGGUGAACUUGGACCUCCAGGAAACCCAGGACUCAGGGGGCUCCCAGGCUUUAAAGGCCACAGAGGAGAACCUGGAGCUCCAGGUCCUAAGGGAGAAGAUGGAAAGCCUGGACCUCCUGGACGCGACGGCAAAUCUGGGAAGGAGGGCUCUAUGGGACCUCCAGGCCCAGAGGGACUUAUUGGUCCAAGAGGAGAGUCGGGCAAGCCAGGUGAACCAGGACCAUCAGGAAAACCAGGUCUCCCUGGAACACCA
Molecule: messenger RNA, 4024 nt
Organism: Stegastes partitus (bicolor damselfish)
Lineage: Eukaryota; Metazoa; Chordata; Actinopteri; Pomacentridae
Product: collagen, type XXII, alpha 1
Exons: 56
Biological process (GO): extracellular matrix organization
Molecular function (GO): extracellular matrix structural constituent conferring tensile strength
Source: RefSeq, a predicted model, not a curated record